This is a messenger RNA of Soboliphyme baturini, 280 nucleotides long. Lineage: Eukaryota; Metazoa; Nematoda; Enoplea; Dioctophymatida; Soboliphymatidae. The record is from the annotation of a GenBank genome assembly.
GUUUCGCCAACGACUGUAAGGCUGCAUCAAGGCAGAUUAAGAAGGAAAGAGUCAGAUGUUCUAAAGAUAUGCGACUUUGGACUCGCGAAAAGGUUCCGCGAUCAUUUCGGAAUCCCAAUAAAGCUUCGAACCUGCUGCGGAACCCGACCGUGACGAAUAAAACGGCUGAUAGAGAGAACGUAGAAAACCGUACUGGCAAGGUCGAUGCAAGUAGUCAAAUUAUCGCCUGGACGUUGGUCAAGAAGAUAGACCAAUCGACACCGCCUCUCACCAGGUGAAA